UUGACAUGACAUAGACAUAUCAUAAAUCGUAAGUUUUGUUUUUGUAAGUAAUAAAUUGCAAGAUUCCUCAAAAUAAAUAAUGAAUGUAGUCGUAAUAAUCAAUACUUGAUACAAGUUUUAAUGUAUAGGAGUUUUAAUUUAAUGGGGUACCGUGUGACUGGAUCAAAAUGUCUUACAAUCUGCCUUGGAUUCACUUUUAUUAUGGGGUGCUUCUUGGCAUCUCUACCGAUUGUUCCUUCGGAGCCCACAAACCACCGGAUAUCAACAACAUAUAGUAAAAAGAAAUUAGCCAUAAUCGUACCAUUCAGGGACAGAUUUGAAGAACUCCUGGAGUUUGUACCUCACAUGUAUAAAUUUCUAAACAAACAAAACAUACCUUUCCACAUAUUCAUCGUCCAACAGAAAGACAACAAUCGCUUCAACAGAGCCUCACUCAUAAAUGUCGGCUUCAUUUACACAAAGAAGGAUUACGACUACAUUGCUAUGCACGAUGUAGAUUUACUGCCAAUGAAUGAUAACUUAAAAUAUGGUUAUCCCAAAAAUGGUCCUUAUCACAUAUCCUCACCGCAAACACACCCCAAGUAUCAUUAUGAUACUUUUAUUGGUGGUAUUUUAUUAAUAAAACGGGAGGAAUUCGAUUUGGUUAAUGGUAUGUCGAAUAACUACUGGGGAUGGGGUUUAGAAGAUGAUGAGUUUUAUGUUAGGUUAAAAGAUGCAAAAUUAAAAGUUUUGAGACCUGAAAAUAUCACAACGGGAUCAGAUAACACUUUUAGACAUAUACAUGACAAAACAUAUAGGAAACGUGAUAUGAGGAAGUGCUUUAACCAGAGGGAGAUUACCCGCCAUCGUGACAGAGUGACCGGAGUCCACAAUGUUGCAUAUAAAAUUCACAGCACUCACAAUGUUUCUAUAGACUCUUUACCAAUCACAGUGAUUAAUGUUGAACUGAUUUGUAAUAAGACUGCAACACCUUGGUGCCAGUGUCCUGAACCACCUAAAGUCAAGAAGGUGAAGUGAGUUAAUUUAAACAUAGUUAUGGAAUAAGGCUUCUAUGUACUUAAAGUACAUUAAAACCAUACUUAGCCUGACAAAUAUUGACCAUAGACAAUCUAAGGAAAGUCAAAAAUUGAGACAAUAUUGAUAAUUAUACCAAAACCUUCAAUAAAAAAAUAAUUCAUCUUCAGAAUCUCCAGAAAUUUCAACAAUACUUGCAGGAAUUAUAUACUCCAAUUUAGAAAAUAAUAUUUCCAUCACUUCGAACGUUAUAAAUGUUUAGCUGAUGUCAACAUAUAUAAAUUGUUGGCUAUUUGCCUCGAUGAAUGAGGGCCAGAUAUCCGAGCCUUUAAAUGUAUAUAUUAGAAUUAAAAACCAAGUGAAGAUUAGUAAGAAUUAAAUAAGGCUUAUAAAAAAAAGUCAAAUUAUUGAAUUUUUGAAAUGAAUUGGUGAUGCCCUUUUCUAUUAUGAGUAUUUUAAGGGCUUGAUCCUCUAAUACCUUAAAAGCAAUAUUCAAACAUUUUUUUAAUGUAUAUAUAUUUUAAAACAUACUAAUACUCAAUUUAUUCAACAAUAAAAUUAAAGCAUUUAUGGAUUUGUGAAUGUAAUAUUUUUUAUUCAUUUACCUCUGUUUUUUGUAUUAUCUGUAACCAUAGACAGAACUGAGCUAUAGAGUUAGAAAAUUAGCCAUACUAGAAAGAGAUAAAGCUGUGGUCAGCCAUUAACUAUUACUUUUCUAAGUUUGUCUUCUUUACAAUUUUUACCCAGACAUGUAUAUACCCUAAGAGCAUUGUACAGCGAUUGUAUAAUUAGACAAUGGUUUGUCUCCCUCUCUCGAAUGUACAAUCACUAAUGACAGAGAGAGAUACAGUUCUGUUUCACUAUUUAACUAUAUACAACUAUGGAUUCUAGAUCAAUAAAAUUGUUGUACUUUAAGUAAAUAUUGUAUUUGAAUUUGUAAGUCAAUUACUUAUGGUAUGUAUUAACUUAUGUUAUAGUUGUAUACAAUUUAAUAAUGAAAUCCUAGUCUGUCCUAUUUUCAAGGAUAUUUCCUAAAUUUAUUUGAUGUUUUUAAAUAUAUAUAAUUUAGACUA
Messenger RNA from Vanessa atalanta (red admiral), 2087 nucleotides. RefSeq names its product beta-1,4-galactosyltransferase 7. Gene Ontology annotation, biological process: proteoglycan biosynthetic process; carbohydrate metabolic process. Gene Ontology annotation, molecular function: xylosylprotein 4-beta-galactosyltransferase activity. The coding region runs from base 121 to 1017 and encodes 298 amino acids. The transcript has 3 exons. Lineage: Eukaryota; Metazoa; Arthropoda; Insecta; Lepidoptera; Nymphalidae. The record is from RefSeq and is a predicted model, not a curated record.